Messenger RNA from Folsomia candida, 1675 nucleotides. Its product is annotated as cathepsin L1. Lineage: Eukaryota; Metazoa; Arthropoda; Collembola; Entomobryomorpha; Isotomidae. The transcript is spliced from 7 exons. Bases 151 to 1155 code for a protein of 334 amino acids. The record is from RefSeq and is a predicted model, not a curated record. Gene Ontology annotation, biological process: immune response. Gene Ontology annotation, cellular component: lysosome. Gene Ontology annotation, molecular function: cysteine-type endopeptidase activity.
GGUUCGUCAUUUACUUUUUGCCUGCACAACUCCCCAACUUCACUCACUCUUCGCUCCUCGGACUGAAAACAACUCACAAUUUGUGUUCUUGAGAAUAAUUUUUGUACUUACAUUUCUUAAACGUUUCUGGUUUUUGAAGAAGUUAUAAGGAUGAAGUUGUGCCUUAUUUUUGCCCUUUUUGCCGUCCUGACCGUGGCGCAAGCCUUGUCUCUCUCCGAACUGGCGAAAGAUGAGUGGGACGCGUUCAAGAAACACCAUAAGAAGGAGUACAAUAACGAUGUGGAGGAGCGUUUCCGAAUGAAGAUCUACCUCGAGAACCGACACCGCAUCGCCAAGUACAACAAGGAACAAAACCUCCCUUACAAAUUAGCCAUGAACAAAUAUGGUGAUCUCCUCUCGCACGAAUUUGCCAAGAAAAUGAACGGAUAUCGCUCUGACCUUCGCAACUCGUCGCUCCACCUCCUCCUCGGCGCUACGUUCCUCACCCCUGAGCACUUCACUGCCCCCAAAGAGGUCGAUUGGAGGACGAAGGGAUACGUCACCCCUGUCAAGGAUCAAGGCCAGUGUGGAUCAUGCUGGUCCUUCUCUGCCACAGGAGCCCUUGAGGGACAGCACGUUAGAAAGACCGGAAAACUCGUGUCACUCUCGGAACAAAAUUUGAUCGAUUGCUCAAGGAAUGAGGGUAACGAGGGCUGCAACGGUGGUUUGAUGGACAACGCUUUCCUCUACAUUAAGAAGAACAAAGGAAUUGACACGGAGUCGAGCUACCCUUACGAGGCUCAGGAUGAUACCUGCCGCUACAAGAAGAUUGACUCUGGUGCCGAUGACACCGGCUACGUCGACAUUCCCUCUGGCGACGAAGAUAAGCUGAUGAAGGCCGUAGCUUCUGUCGGACCAGUCUCCAUUGCCAUUGACGCUUCCCACGAAUCCUUCCAAUUCUACUCGAGCGGGGUUUACGUAGAGAAGAAGUGCAGUUCGAGCGAGUUGGACCAUGGCGUUUUGGUUGUGGGCUAUGGCACCGAGGACGGUCAAGACUACUGGUUGGUAAAGAAUUCCUGGGGAACGACCUGGGGCGACGGUGGGUACAUCAAGAUGGCGAGGAACAAGGAGAAUCAGUGCGGCGUGGCUACUCAGGCCAGCUACCCACUCGUCUAAAAGACAUGAACGUUAGGAACAACACCUUCAUAAGAUAAAAAAAACGCUCGCUAGUUUUCUUUUCGUUUCGAGCUUUUGAUAAAAAUUAGAAUAAUUUCGUUCGACGUAGAUGAUAGAAAAUGAUAAUUAUUAAUUAAUAACUUAAUUCUCAACCCUUUUUAAAUUAUUCUACUCACCCGACAAUAUUUCUACGUAUGAGAUGACAUUACAAAUUAUAAUUAUUUAGUUAAGUAAUUUUAUAAUUUUAAUUUCAAACUUUGUGAUGUUACGUAUAACAUGAAAGCGAGUAGUUUUACACUUAUCUGAAUUUUUGUGGAUUCGGAUUCUCUCUCUCUCUGUUGCUUUUCUAAGAAGGUGGACGUCGUCAUUGAUGCUCAAUUAUCCAUCAGACAUACUCAACUAUCAAUUUAAGCUGUCUGUUUUUUUUAUGAUUCAAUUAAUUUCUGUGUGUGAUUUUAUGUGUGGUAUGAAUGAUUUGUGUAGAUGAGAUUUACUAAGAAAAUAAAGAUUUGGAAAAUUA